Molecule: messenger RNA, 8083 nt
Organism: Nylanderia fulva
Lineage: Eukaryota; Metazoa; Arthropoda; Insecta; Hymenoptera; Formicidae
Gene: Mgtor
Product: nuclear basket protein megator
Biological process (GO): regulation of mitotic spindle assembly; protein import into nucleus; mRNA export from nucleus
Cellular component (GO): nuclear pore
Molecular function (GO): structural constituent of nuclear pore
Source: RefSeq, a predicted model, not a curated record
CCUGACGAUCCACGGAUUCUCGCGUUGCUCGCUCACGUUGUUGCUUUGCGUUUUUGCGGCAAAAACGUUUCUACGGAGAAGUCGGGUGAAAAACGCGGCAAGUUGACUACGAAAGACGCAAAUGUCGAGAAGAAUUCGGACGACCUAACGCCCGGAAUCUGAGAUAAGGUCUCGCGAUAAAGAUAAGCCAUCGAUUCGACCUCGAGGGAAUUAAUUGCGACCGACAUCCGGAGCGACCAUGGAGACGGUGGUCGAGGACGGCGAGCAGCCGAACGUUCUGCAGGAGAUCGCGAGCGACGAGGAGCUGGCCCAGAUCCCGCGGGAACUCGCCAGGAGGAUCCACGCGCACGUCAACGCCAAGGUCGACGAGUUCAUCACCGCCAAGGCGGUCUUCGAGACCAACCGACAGAGCUUAGAAGAAAAUUUGGAGAAGGCAGAGAAGGAGCUCUCGGAGCACAAGUUGAAUCUUGAUGAGUGUAGAGGAAAGUUAGAGUUAACUGAACAGACCAAUGCAGAGUUAUCGAACAAUCUUGAGGAAGUGAAGACUGACGUACAUAGAUUACAAGAGUCUGUGAAACGAUUGGAGAAGGAAAAUGGUGAACUGCGGAGACAGAGAGAUGCAAUUACGGAUGAGACAAAUGCUUUACAGCUGCAAGUUGAGAGGCGGGACGGUGAGGCUGAGAGGAUGCGUCUUGACUUGGCUUCUUUGACCUCUCAGCUUCAAACUGCUAUUACAUCCAAGUGCCAAACUUUGACUGAGACUGAAGAAAUUCGUAGUCGCGAAAUGACUUUAGAGUUUAAGGAGAAACGACUGGAGCAAGAACGGGUGCUUCUCGCUCAUCAAAUGGCAAGUCUUGAAGAAGAACUGUCUAAAAGAACUUCUGAAUUACAAACAGCAAGAUCUGAAGCUUCUACUAGAGCUCUUUUAAUCGAUACCAAACUGUCACAGCGUGAAGAGGAACUACGAAUAGCUAAUGAAGCCAAUUCUCAUUUGCGAGAUGCAGUUUCUUCUCUUCAAAAGCAAAGUGAUGAACUAGCCCAGAAAUUGGAGCAGCAGCGAGCUCACGAAAUUGCCAUAAAUGAUUCUUACCAGAAAGAAAUCAAUGCACAGAAAAAUCUAGCUAAUUUAUACGAAUGUAUGAAGGAUGAUGCCAAUGCUAAAGCUGAAGCAAUCUCCAAUGCAGCGAGCGAACUACAGAAACUUGUGGAUAGCACUGCAGAAGAAUAUGGAACCUUGGAAACAAAGUAUAAUCAAUUAAUGCUCCAGCACAAGCAAGAUAUUGAUGAGAAAGAACAGAGCAUUCAGGAACUGACAAAGGAGUUGGAACAUGCUAACGAAUUGCUAAAAAAUAUGCAACAAGAGAAAUUGGACCAAGCUGUAGAACAAUUGGCACCUACAGCAGCAAUAACAAGUCGAGUAUUACGAAAAGGCCUAAGUCUCACUCAAAUUUAUACUCAAUUGGUUGAAGUCACCAAUGAAUUGACCAUGGAACGAGAGGAAAAUGAACGAUUGAAGUCACAAAUGGAUCUGAUCCUUCGCGAAUUGGAACAAAAAGCACCAUUAUUGCAGCAACAGCGUCAAGAUUACGAAACAGCCAUGUCAAAUGUGGCAACAUUAACUUCUAGACUGGAUGAACUUCUUGCAGAGAAUCAACGUCUUCACCAAAGUUCCGACGAAGCUAACCGUCUCUCCAAACAUCACACUGCAGAAAAUCAAAAAUUGAAAACUCAACUUGCUGAUCUGGCUAGACAAGUAUGUUAUCUUCUCAAAGAAGUCCAAGAAAGCCGCACCGGUGUCCGAGUAGAAACUAGAGACUUGUCUUCUUCCAUGGAUACAGAUGACAUCUUAUCAUCACAGGUCAUCAGCAAGAAGCUGGUGACUUUCAAGGACAUUGAGCAACUGCAAGAAAAUAAUCAAAAACUUAUAGCGGUUGUUCGCGCAUUGUCAUCCAGGCAAGAAGAGAUCGAACAGGCUACCAACGAGAUAAAUUCGGGCGAAAUGAAGGAAAAACUAGAUCGUUAUAUGGAACAGCUGGCAGACAUGCAGGUAGCACAAGAGAGGCAUGCAAAGAUGAUGGAUGGUCUCCUGAAGCAGAGGGACACAUACAAAAACAUGUAUCAACAGAUACUGAAAAGCUCCACUGAGAAGACGCAAAUGGAAGUGGAGAAAGAUGUCGAAGAGCAGAAAUCGAAUGCAGAGCCCAAGAUAACAAAGGAUAAUGAAGAAAAGGAGGAAUGGUCCAGGAAGUUGAAAGAUGCCGAGGACAGGAUUAAACAUAUUUCGGAUGAGUACGAGAUGUAUCGUAAGGAGAGAACCGCGCACGAGAAGAUGCUGAGCGAGGAAGUGGAAAGGCUCAGGAAAGAAGCAGAGUCAAAUUCGACGAGGUGUUGCAGACUGAGGGCACAAUUAGACUCGGCGAACGAAAGGUUUACAAUUUUGCAAGGCAACGUUGCUUCUUACAAAUCUCAGAUCAAGGCUCUCGAAGAGAAAUGCACUAAUUAUAACGUCACCAUCGGCAAGCACGAGCAAAGUAUUAUGAUUCUAAAGGACGAGACGCUUGCCACUCAAAGUCGCUUAGCACGAGCUGAAAUUCAACUGGAGAACCUUCGUCAAGAACGUCAACUCUUGAAGGAUACCGAAGGACGUCUCUUAAAGGAGCGAGAAGUAUAUCAAAGAGAAAGACAGACCCAAAUUUUGCUCAAAGCGGACAUGGAAUCCAUCAAGGCCAGUCUGGAGCGAGUUCAGGCUGAAGGACAGCUUAGAGCCGAGCAUAGACUUGAUGACGCCAACAGAGAAUGCGCUGCUCUUCGGCGUCGUCUUCAGGAGGAACAGGAUCGCUUCAGAGAGCUGGCAAGUCAUUUGGAAAGACAAUUGGUGGUUGUGCAGGAUAGAUUAAAAGAAGAGCGCGAAUUGAAUGAGAGAUUGAAAACUGAAUUAGAUCAAGCGAGAGAGACUGAGACCCAAAACAGUCAGAAGAUUGAUGAACUAAGCAAUAAAUUGAGACAAGCAGCCACCCAUUCCAUCGCUAAACCCUUGACAGGAGAUGAUAAUCUUGUGAAAAGAGUUAAAGAACUGGAAAUGCAACUGAGCACCUAUCAAACUGAAGCAAAGUCACUUUCCGAUCAACUGAAGGCAGCUAGACAGCAGAAUCAACAAUACUGUGACAUAGCCGAGAGUGCUGAAACGCAGCUGAGAGAAUCGACAGACGAGUACAACAAGUAUAAAGAAGAAUUAGAGAACAGCUUGAAAGAAUCGCGCACGGAAAUUCUGUCAUUGCAGAAGAGAGUACAGAAUCUGAAUGAUGAUCUAGCGAAAAUGUCGAAUGGCAGACAAGAAACCGAUUCGGUGUUGAGAGAUAGAUUGGCCGAGGCCGAAAGAAAAGUCGAAGAGUUGGAUGAAGUGAAAGGCGAAUUGGAGUUGCUGAAGAAUGAUCUGAAGUCUGUCUCCAUCACGGCUAAGGAGGCAGAAGAGAAAUAUGCUAGAGAGAUGAUGCAGCACUCGGCCGAUUUACAGAUAUUAGCCAAAUUGAAAGAACAAGCUCAACAAGUUCAACAGAAACUUAGCAUUUUAACUCAGGAGCGAAAUGUAGCGGUGGAAGCUUUGGAAAUCGAGAAGGUAGCUUCCAAGGAAAGAGAGCAGUUGCUCGUAAAUGAGAUUAAGGAGUCACAAAAGAGACUUGUGGAUCUGGACGCGCAAAAUGCACUCUUGCAUAAUCAAAUUCAGGAAUUGGGCGACCGAGUGGCCAUCAUACAGAGUCAACAGACGAAGAUAAGUGGAAGGGACAGCCCCGAUACUAGUUUGGAAGCUCUGAAUAAGAGUUUCAGUUCCGUAGAAGAGGAUUCCAAUUCAGCCGAACAACUGUUAAGAGUCAUGAAGUAUCUGAGAAGAGAGAAAGACCUGGCUCUAGCCAAAUCCGACGUUCUCAGAGCGGAGAAUCUCAGAAUGAAAUCCCAGAUCGAGAUAGCGGAGAAGCGGUUGAAGGAAACCGAGAUCUUGUUGAAUUCUGAACGAGAGAAAUCCGAAAUUGAUGUGAUGACUACAUCCAAGCACGCAGAAUUGCUCCGCAAGGUGGAGACUUUGAAUGCCAUUACGGAUUCCAACCGAAUCCUCCGAGAGGAAAGAGAUCACUUGAGCACGAAAAUCAACGAGCUCACAGCCAAAGUGAAUGCUCUAUCCGAAGAGGUGGUGCCUCUUCGAGAUACAGCUAGAAACUUGACAGGGAAAACCGAAGCUCUGAUGGAAGAGAACAACAGUUUGAAGGGCGAGGCGACCAGGUGGAGGCAAAGAGCGAACACGUUAUUGGAAAAGGCGAAUAAGGCCAGUCCCGAAGACUGGCGGCGGCUUCAGACCGAGAGGGAGAACCUAAGCAAGCUGUUGACGUCGGAGAGGGAGAUCCACGCGAAGAGUAGCGAGGAAUUUAAUCAAAUGAAAGUGGAGCAGGCAAAGCUCGAAGAGGAAAUGGCGCAGCUGCAAAGACAAAUACAAACGCAAAAUGAACAGAUAUCACGAGUGGAAGAAGACGCUCGCAAAGUGCGCCAGGAGCUCAACGACGCACUGGCCGACUCCUCGUCAAAGGCGAAAGACUUGGCUCUGCUGCGAAAGGAUCUGGCCGACAAGGAAGCAACGCUCAAUGACAUCAAGAACAAAGAGAUUCAGAUCCGCAAGAUAGCCAAGAAGUACAAGACUCAGUACGAGGAGCUCGCGAGAAACGUGGAGGAAGAGAAGACCCGCAACGAGGAGGGCAGGAACGAGGACGCUUCCGGCGCGAGUGCGCAGGAUCGCGAGGAUCAACUGAGAGAGGAGGGUCGGCAGGAGCUCCGCCAGGCGAAUACCGAACUCGCGACGAAGUUGGACGACCUGACUCGUCAGAUGACGACAGCUCAGAGCGAGGCCGACAAUCUGAGGAAGGAGAUCGAAGCCAUGAAUCGCAAUAAUUUGGAAAAGGAGGACCGGGCAAAGCAGGUUCUAAAGAACGCCAGGACGAAGAUCAUGCAGCUGACCGAGUCGAAGAAGAUCUGCGAGAAGGAAGUCUUGGACCUGAGAUCGAGAUUAGAAUCCGCGGGUGGUAGCGCCGGAGUUUCGGCUGAUCAUUCGGACACUGAGCACGACGCGCGUCUGGUUGCGCUCAAGUCGCAGUUGGAGGGCCGGCUCUCUCGGCUGGAGCACGAGAAGCUGGAGGUGCAGGCGGAGAAGGACGCGCUCCUGCAGCGAGUCGCUCAGCUGCAGCGCCAACUAUCGGGGAUAAGCGGCGUGAGCGCCACUACGGAGCCGCCCACGGCGAACAUUAAGCCGAUGCAUUCGGCUAGGGCGGAGACGCCUCUGGCGAGUAUCAGACCGAUGAGCGUCGUGCAGUCGAGAACAGCGGCCGUGUUGCCCACGACGGCGAGCGCACCGGUGAUGGUUGCGCCUCAGCAGCAGCAGCAGCAGCAGGUGGUGCACACGACGGAGACGAGUUCGCCGACCAGCAGUCUGACCGACUUCCAGCCGGCGAGCACCAGCAGCUCCUCGCAGAGCGCGCAGACCAGCGGCCUCCGUCAAUUGGUGGUGCAGCCCCAAUUGAGCGAGUCCGCGGAGUCUACGCAGAGGGAGGACCCGGAGAGCGCGGAGACUCUGAAUCUGCAGCCGCAGCAGCAACAGUGCCAGCAGCAGCAGCAGCAGCAACAAACGGUGGCGCUGGUGAGCCCCAGAGUGGAGCAGCAGCAGCAGCAGCAGCAGGUCGCCAUCAGCGAUCAGCAGCAGACUGUGGCCAGCAGCUCCACGCAGUCGGUCAGCACGUCCCAAGGCUCUUCAGGAUUGAAGAGACCCCGAGCCUCGGACUCGACUGCCUCUGGCUCCGGGAUCACCGAGGAGAUGGAUCACGGACGUCAGGAGCAGAUGCAGAGCCCGAAGACUAAGAGGAGUAGAUCGGACAUGGGGGCUGCUGCUAGUGCCAGCGUUUCCGAAGUGGAAUAUCAGGUGCCUACGUCAAGUCAGAGAGAUCAAGAUGAAGAGGUGGAAGAAGGCUGCGUAGUGGUAGUAGACUGCGACGAGGGUGAAGGUGGAAGCAAUCACCAGGCCCAAGAGGAGGAGGGCUUCGACGAUCCGUACGAGGAGAUAGAAGAGGAAGAAGAAAUGCCCUAUGAGGUCGAAGGUGAGGUAGAGCGGGAUAACAACGAGGUGGAGAUCAUCAUGGAGGAGACCAACGAAGUUCCUAGGCAAGGUCAAGCAUCCAUCCCUACAAAUCAGCAACAGUCCGAAGCCAUCAGCAGCGCCGGACCGACCGGAGAACCACCGACAUCCUUCACGGCGAGGUCUAGAAUCGCGCCUAUGCCGCGGCAGCAGCAACAGCAACAUCUUCUUCUGCCACAACCAGGUUAUCCCGAAGACGGUGAUGACAGUAUCGUUCCUAGCACACCUACACUCUUCGUUCCUCGUCGCGAUGGCUUCGGAGAAGCUGUGAGCUCUCCACAAGUUCCCCAAGGACGUUUUACGUUUGGGGAUCAUUCAACGCCUACGACGGCCUCCUCGACUCCGUCCCUGACGACACCCGUAGGUUCUAUCAGCAGGACCAUAUUUGGUUCUUCCAGCAGCAGUUCUACGGUAUCUCAGGUUGUCCAAGAGAGCAUGGAUGACAGGAUAGAUUUGACACAGCUGGAAGACGGCGGAACUGGCCGCAGUGUUCCUACUACGCCUCUUCAAGUCUCUCCAGCUGCGGAUUUACCACCUUCGACUAGUGGCCAAUCGGAGGAACAGGAAACCACUGCAUCUGUAACACCUGUUUCGUUAACUGCCACUUCCGGCGACAGUGUCGAAGAGCCUGGCAUUCCUAACAUUCGCAUCGUCGGCGCCGAUGAUCAGCAACGUGGAUCGACUGAAGCCACAGAAUCUGGCGCGACUCCGAGUGAAGGCAUGAGUUCGGAAGACGAAAAGCGGCCGGAAGAGCCGCUAGCCUUGGCGUCCGGCGAGGACGACACCGUAGACACGGUGGAGGUGACAGAAGAAGCAGCAAGCGAACUCGUGGAGGAAGAAGUUGAAGAAGAGAGUCGCGAAGCAGAGGCUUCGCCAUCCAGUAAUACUCGCCAGAGGACAAUGGCAGCCAGCAUGGCGAAUGAUCCUACUGGUGCUAGGGGAAUGACGGUGAGAAGAUCCCCGAGGACGACUUUCAGGGUCGCCAGGGGUGCGAGGCCUACCCCGAUUGUGUGGGACAGCCAAUCGGGUAGAGGACAACCUGUAAUGCGAGGACCUGCUAGAGGAGCCGGCAACGAGGGGCCAUCACGAGGACGAGGCACACGAGGCCGACGAAUGCGCGCUAAAUAUCCUUACACUCGAUAUUCGUAAUAUUGCACAGCGACUUCAGUGUCUUGUAAGUCUUUUCAUUCGUCAGACAUUCUACGUAGUAGUUUAUACUAUCACACUAUAUGUUAAGCGAGUAAAGGUAAAAUCGAGUAAAAUGGACUAAUUCAUUCUCGUACAAUAUUUUGAUUUUGUUUUCUGAUUGAAUUUUUGAAAAAAGAAGAAAUAUGAUGACGAAUUUGUGAUGUUUGUAUUAUAUACUUCAUUCAUAAUAUAAUAUACUUUUUUUCAUAAUAUAUUUACUAGAGAAUAUAAACAAAAAUAUUCUUUCUUUAUAAUCAGAUCAAGGAUUUUAUCGUCAUAAUUUUGUUAUUUUAAACUGAUAUAAGAAGCUGUAAUAAAUUUUUAUAGAUUUAAGAAAAUGGAAUUAAAUUUUCACUUCUCUUAUUUUCGAUUUCGUUUGAAGAACAAAAACACUGAAAAAUCCUAUCCAGUUCCAUUUCGCUUGAACGAAUACAUGUAAAAUGUAGAUCACAAUUUUUCUAGUUAAUAAUGUAAGAUUGAAAUAUUUUUGUGUAUAAGGACUAGCGAAACUUUUUCUUACUUUUUUUCUUUUCUGACAACCAACUUUGCAGAACAGGUGUCUGUAAGAGUUGACGCCUCUUUAUUGGGCAUCAAUCCAGUUUCGUUUGCACUCGUCUGUGUGCUAAAUCGAGAAUUCGCAUUGUUCUACUAUUUCCGUUCUGUAAACGGUUGGGGGAGAUAAACGAUAUGUAUAGCUAAUAAUAAAAUUAUAAUCAUAAAUAUUAA